Messenger RNA from Danaus chrysippus (African queen), 591 nucleotides. Lineage: Eukaryota; Metazoa; Arthropoda; Insecta; Lepidoptera; Nymphalidae. The record is from the annotation of a GenBank genome assembly.
AUGGCGUGUGCUACUCUCAAAAGAAAUUUGGAUUCCACAAUGUCCAUGACGCAAAUGCCGGCAAAGCGGCGAAGAUGUGCUCAAUUCGCUGCAAGCUCAAGCACAAGUCCAGGAAUAAAAAUGUCUCAACCUUCUGGAAGUUCUGUUUUUGGAGAAACCGUUAGUGCAUCUGCAAAAUAUACCCCAGAGCGUAUGGCUCAAGAGUUGUGUGAUGAGAUAAUGCGGCUUCGUCGUCGUCGUCAGCUGCGCCUGGCGUCGGGCGCGGCCGCGUCCUGUUCGAGUUCCAGUGGCAGCGAGGGCGACUGCAGCCCGCCCCGGGCACACUCCACCAAGAAGGUUCACCAUCGGGCUCUGUUCACAUUCAAACAGGUCCGUGCGAUCUGUGAACGUAUGCUACGUGAACAGGAGGCAGCUCUCCGCGCCGAGUACACCUCCGUCUUGCACAACAAACUUGACGAACAGUACGCAUCCUUCGUACGCUUCAACAUUGACCAGGUACAGCGUCGACCACCAGCCAACACAUGUAUGCCACUCGGGAUGGAUGCCGAACAUCACAUGCAUCAAGAUCUUGUACCAAGCUAUCUGUCCUAA